This is a messenger RNA of Saccharomyces paradoxus, 2007 nucleotides long. It is a transcript of the gene TFC6, whose product is annotated as transcription factor TFIIIC subunit TFC6. Gene Ontology annotation, molecular function: protein binding. NCBI's taxonomy places the organism in Eukaryota, Fungi, Ascomycota, Saccharomycetes, Saccharomycetales, Saccharomycetaceae. The transcript has a single exon. Gene Ontology annotation, cellular component: transcription factor TFIIIC complex. Gene Ontology annotation, biological process: transcription by RNA polymerase III. The coding region runs from base 1 to 2007 and encodes 668 amino acids. The record is from RefSeq and is a predicted model, not a curated record.
AUGGCAGUAGUACCUGCAAAGAAAAGAGGAAGACCUAGAAAAUCUGUGGUAGCAGAAGUUGCCUAUGACAGUUUGGGCAUACCAGUAUCUGGAGAUUCAGAAACUAAAAGGCCCAGAAGAAACGCUUCGAAGAAGGCGGUUGCAAAUCUGGCGCAGUUAGUGAAUGUUGAUCGCGAUGAUGUGAUAAAUACUGCACAAGUCAAUAAUGUUGAUGACACCGACGAUGACGAUUUUAUAUUGAAUGAGGAAGGGGAUAGUGAAGAAAGCGACAAUGUUGAGAUCGAAUGUGAGAACGAUUUAGAGCCUGCUGGAAAUGAAGUGUCGGACCUAAACGGUAGUGGAAGUGGGGCCUCUGAUCGAUCUAACGGUAAGAAAAAGACUGUCCAGAAACCUCGCCUCAAGAAAGCUCUGGCUAAAAAUGUGAAGAGCGGCUUCCCAGGGUCAAGUCUGGGACAGAAGGGCCGUCCUAUUAGGCUACUAAAAGAUCUUUCAAGUGCAAGAGAUAAGAUUGAAAGAAUUUACGGAGUGAAUAGAGAAAAGUUAUUACUGCUAGCAAAGGUUAAGGAAGGCUUCGAAACUAGCGUUUUUGAUUUCCCAUUCAAGAAUAUCCAGCCAGAUUCCCCAUAUUUCGUAUGUCUAGAGCCACCAUGUAAUAGGGAAAAUGCAUAUAAUAAAGUUAUUGGGGAUAAAAACAAAACUAUAUAUCAUGAAAUUAAUAAGAUGGAGUUUGAAAAUAUGGUUAAAUUAAGAACGAAAAGAUUGAAAUUACUUAUUGGGGGAGUCGAUGCAGUGGUGUCCACUGACGAUAAAAUAGACUUUCCAGUGCUUCCUAACGGCAAAAGACAUGGGUUUAUUUACAAUGUAGGAGGAUUAGUAACUGAUAUUGCAUGGCUCAAUAGUGAUACAGGUGAGAAUAUACAAUAUCUUGCCGUUGCGGUAUCGCAGUACAUGGAUGAGCCUCUGAAUGAGCAUCUGGAAAUGUUUGCCAAGGAGAAACACUCCUCCUGUAUACAAAUUUUCAAAAUGAAUACUUCUGAUCUACAUUGCGUAAAGGUUCAAACUAUCGUGCACUCAUUUGGUGAGGUGUGGGAUCUCAAAUGGCACGAAGGAUGUCGCGCAUCCCAUCUGGUUGGCUGUUUAUCAUUCGUGAGCCAGGAAGGAACGAUAAAUUUCUUGGAGAUUAUUGAUAAUGCAACUGAUCUUCACCUGUUUAAGAUGUGCGAGAAGCCGUCUUUGACUUUGUCAUUGGCAGACAGUCUGAUAACUACUUUUGAUUUUUUAUCUCCUACUACCGUUGUUUGUGGUUUAAAGAAUGGGUUUGUGGCAGAGUUUGACUUGACUGACCCAGAAUUACCUUCAUUUUACGAACAAGUCCAUGAUUCCUACAUAUUAUCCGUUUCAACAGCUUAUUCAGAUUUUGAAGAUACGGUCGUCAGUACAGUUGCGGUGGACGGUUACUUUUAUAUCUUUAACCCAAAAAACAUAGCUACAACAAAGACGACGGUAUCUAGGUUUAGGGGAAGUAAUUUGGUUCCGGUUGUCUAUUGUCCUCAAAUCUACUCCUACAUCUACUCAGAUGGCGCGAGUUCCUUAAGAGCUGUGCCGCCUAGAGCUGCUUUCGCAGUUCAUCCUUUAGUGUCGCGAGAGACAACCAUAACGGCCAUUGGAGCGUCAAGACUACAUCCAAUGGUCCUCGCUGGAUCAGCAGAUGGAAGUCUGAUUAUAACGAACGCAGCUAGACGCCUUUUGCAUGGUAUUAAAAACGGGUCAGCAACUCAAAAGUCAUUAAGGCUUUGGAAAUGGGAUUAUAGCAUAAAAGAUGACAAAUAUAGAAUGGAUAGUGCCUAUGAAGUGUAUCCACUGACAGUUAAUGAUGUUAGUAAAGCUAGAAUAGAUGCGCAUGGGAUUAAUAUAACGUGCGCAAAAUGGAAUGAAACGAGUGCGGGAGGUAAAUGUUACGCAUUUUCUAAUAGUGCCGGACUAUUAACACUCGAAUAUCUGUCAUAA